Messenger RNA from Nestor notabilis (Kea), 622 nucleotides. It is a transcript of the gene TPRG1L, whose product is annotated as tumor protein p63 regulated 1-like. The record is from RefSeq and is a predicted model, not a curated record. The coding region runs from base 1 to 594 and encodes 197 amino acids. The transcript has 4 exons. Gene Ontology annotation, cellular component: cytoplasm; synaptic vesicle. NCBI's taxonomy places the organism in Eukaryota, Metazoa, Chordata, Aves, Psittaciformes, Psittacidae.
AUGGCACAGUAUAAUAGCUGCGAUGGUUCAACAGCAGACCGCUCAAGUCCGUCCUUUUGCCUUGCCAGGAUCGAUCACUGGAACAAUGAGAAGGAGCGUCUGGUUCUCAUCACAGACUGGUCCCUCCUGAUCUGCAAAUACAACUUCAUCAGCCUGCAGUGCCAGCACGUGACGAGGAUCGCCCUCAGCGCCGUUGAUACCAUCUCAGUUGGACAGUUCGAGUUCCCAUCUAAAUCUCUGAACAAGCGAGAAGGUGUUGGAAUUCGAAUUCAGUGGGACAAGCAGAGUCGUGCCUCGUUCAUCAACAGAUGGAACCCGUGGUCCACCAGCAUCCCGUACGUCACCUUCACUGAACACCCGAUGGCAGACGCUGAUGAGAAGGUGGCCUCCCUUUGCCUGCUGGAGAACUUCAAAACUCAGCUAAUCCAGGCUGUGAAGAAAGCCCAUAAGGAGUCUCCAUUGCCAGGAAGGGCAAAUGGUGUGCUCGUGCUGGAGCGUCCUCUCCUGAUUGAGACCUACCUGGGAUUGAUGUCCUUUAUCAACAACGAGGCCAAGCUUGGCUACUCCAUGACAAGAGGCAAAAUUGGUUUUUAAAACUCAUUGUGUGGCAUCUUUUCAAGGG